AUGUCUAGCAACUACCCUUCUCUCUUCCGCUCGGAGGAGAUGUCCCUUGUUCAGCUAUAUAUCCCUUCUGAAGUAGCUCAUGAUACCAUCUCAGAACUAGCGGAAAUGGGGAAUUUCCAAUUUAAGGAUCUCAACCCGUCUUUGACCUCUUUCCAACGGCCAUUCACACCACGUCUCCGUCGUCUUGCAGAGUCUUCACGAAGACUUCGGCUCUUCCGAUCUCAGAUCACUGGUCUCUCACCUACACUUGGCAUCCCCCCCCUCGCUGCUGUCCCACCUUUCACCACUGUUGGCCCUCGAGCUCAGAAUGCGUAUGACGAGUUGGAGGAUAAGCUAAAGGAGCACGAAAGACGAUUGACCGAUAUGAACAAGUCAUGGGAGGAAUUAGGAAAGAGAAAGUCAGAAUUAGAGGAGAAGCGAUGGGUACUCAGAGAAACUGCAGGAUUCUUCAACGAGGCCGAACAUCGCCACACUGAAAUCAGAACUUCUUUCGACGAGGGUGACAAUGCACCUCUUCUCGAACACGCCGCAGAGUAUGGUAAUCUACCUGGUGAGACUGGUCUGUCAGGCUUCGAUCUCGAAUUCGUAUCCGGUACAAUUGAGAGGAGUCGAAUGCCAACCUUUGAGAGAAUCCUGUGGCGAGUCCUGAGAGGAAAUCUUUACAUGAACUACUCUGAAAUUGAGGAACCUUUCGUCGACCCUACUUCAGGCAAAGAGACCCAUAAAGACGUUUUCAUCAUCUUCGCGCACGGCGAAGACCUUCUGGCAAAGAUCAGAAAAGUGGCCGAGUCCAUGGGUGGCACUUUGUACAACAUCGAUUCAUCCCAAGAUAAACGAUCAGAUGCUUUGCGAGAAGUCUCCGCUCGACUUGAAGACGUUGACACUGUACUGUACAACAUGGGUCAAACCCGAAGAGUGGAGUUGAGCAAGAUUGCGGAACAGCUAGAAGCUUGGUCAGAUGCUGUUAGACGAGAAGAAGAAAUAUUCAAAUCUCUCAAUCUUCUCAGUUACGAUCAAACUAGGAAAACUCUCGUUGCCGAAGGAUGGUGUCCAUCCAGAGAUAUCACCGCGAUCCAACUCGGACUACGAAGGGCCAUGGACACAGCCGGAACCUCAGUGCCCGCUAUCCUGUCCGAAUUGAGAACUCAUCAAACACCUCCAACCUUCCAUCGAACUAACAAGUUCACCGAAGGUUUCCAGACCUUAAUUGAUUCAUACGGUAUAGCCACUUACCAAGAAGUCAAUCCUGGUUUGUUUGCCGUAAUCACCUUCCCCUUCUUGUUUGCCGUCAUGUUCGGUGAUAUUGGACAUGGUAUCCUCAUGUUCCUGACUGCCGCUGCCAUGAUCUUCUGGGAGAAACAAAUCGCAAAAAACGGUGUCAAUGAGAAUUUAGAGACUUUCUUCUUUGGUCGAUACCUCAUCGUCCUCAUGGGUACAUUUUCCAUUUACACUGGAUUCAUGUACAAUGAUAUCUUCUCAAAAUCCCUUCACAUCUUUAAUUCAGCUUGGGAAUGGCCUCACAAUGCUACCGGUCUUGUCGAAGCCAUACCCACCGGCCAUCGUUACGCCAUGGGUAUGGAUCCCGGAUGGCAUGGGGCCGAUAAUGCCUUGAUUUUCAACAAUUCUUACAAGAUGAAAUUGUCAAUCAUCUUAGGUGUUAUUCACAUGACCUUUGCUAUAUCGCUGCAAGUACCCAAUCAUAUCCAUUUCAAGAAGUACAUGAACAUUUAUGCCGAAUUCAUCCCUCAAAUGCUAUUCUUCCACAGUAUCUUUGGUUACUUGGUCAUUUGCAUUAUUUACAAAUGGUCCAUUGACUGGUCUCAAUCCUCCACCUCACCUCCUGGUCUCCUGAAUAUGUUGAUCUACAUGUUCCUUUCCCCUGGUACUAUCGAACCUGGAACACAACUUUUCGCCGGUCAGGCUUUCAUUCAAGUUGUCUUGCUCUUAAUCGCUUUAGUAUGUGUUCCAUGGAUGUUAGCUCUCAAGCCUUACUUGCUUUGGAAGGAGCAUAACAGGAUCAAAGGUCAAGGAUACCACGGUCUGACCGGACAGGAGAAUGGAGAAGGACACUCUACUACCGAACAUCUUGAUGAGGAGGAAGAGGAAGUUGGGAUGGCCGUCGCGGAGUCCACAGAUGAAGACCACCCAUUUGAGAUGAGUGAUAUCGUCGUCCAUCAAGUUAUCCACACUAUCGAGUUCUGUCUUGGAUGUAUUUCCAAUACUGCAUCCUAUCUUCGUCUCUGGGCUCUUUCGCUUGCACACGCUCAACUGUCGGAAGUGCUGUGGCAAAUGACUCUUGAUCUGGCGUUACAAUAUGAAGGUGGCGUGAUCGCUGGGGGCUUAUUCUUGUUUGUCAUGUUUGCUGUGUGGUUCGCGGGUACCAUCUGUAUCCUCUGUGUGAUGGAGGGUCUUUCCGCCUUCCUUCACGCUCUUCGAUUACAUUGGGUUGAGGCAAAUGGUAAACACUACAUGGCCGGAGGAUAUCCUUUCACUCCACUCAGCUUCGCCACCUUGGGCGAGGAAGACGAACAGUAG
Messenger RNA from Kwoniella shivajii, 2535 nucleotides. RefSeq lists its product as uncharacterized. Gene Ontology annotation, molecular function: ATPase binding; proton-transporting ATPase activity, rotational mechanism. Gene Ontology annotation, cellular component: vacuolar proton-transporting V-type ATPase complex; fungal-type vacuole membrane; vacuolar proton-transporting V-type ATPase, V0 domain. The transcript is spliced from 11 exons. The record is from RefSeq and is a predicted model, not a curated record. Gene Ontology annotation, biological process: vacuolar acidification; proton transmembrane transport. NCBI's taxonomy places the organism in Eukaryota, Fungi, Basidiomycota, Tremellomycetes, Tremellales, Cryptococcaceae. Bases 1 to 2535 code for a protein of 844 amino acids.